Messenger RNA from Corvus hawaiiensis (hawaiian crow), 1659 nucleotides. RefSeq names its product stimulator of chondrogenesis 1 (gene SCRG1). The transcript is spliced from 3 exons. NCBI's taxonomy places the organism in Eukaryota, Metazoa, Chordata, Aves, Passeriformes, Corvidae. The record is from RefSeq and is a predicted model, not a curated record. Bases 610 to 900 code for a protein of 96 amino acids.
CCUGAAGCCCAUCCUCUGACCCACUGCUGGAGAACAGCGCUGGCCAGUCACAGGCAGAAGUCAGGACAAACAAAAGGCUGUUUGUACAGCAUCUCCCAUCAGCCCUCCCUCUCUCUUCUCAUCCCCACCAGCUCUAGCUCUCUCUGGGUACAUCUAAAAGGAUACAGCUGCCAAGAAAGUGGAAGGGAGUGAACCAGAAGAUAAAGGCAAAGUGGCCAGGAAGGCAAGGACACACACCCAGACAUUUUCCCCCGGUUUGGGAGCAAUCGAUACAAUCAUUUACACCACCGAGAAAACACAGCCAGCUCAAAGCAAUUUUCUCAAGGUGAGAGGCCAAAGAAACAACAAAAUUGCCAGCAUCAGAAGCCUCAAUUCCCAAUGAAAGGAUUCCCAAGGUUGUACAGAAAGUAAUGAAUAUCAAUUCUGCUGCAAUAUUAUUUACCUCCUAGGAGAAAACUCUCCAGCACUCAGGCUCAAGUGUCCAAAACUUCACAGGGAAGAAAAAUGCAAGGCAGAAAGCAAAUCAGGGAAAGAGGUCUGUUCAGCCGCAAUUCCUGUGUCACGUACCUCAUUUCUCUUUAGCACCCUGCAGCGGGAAGCUUGGCAAAAAUGAAGAUGGUCUUGGUGCUGCUGCUGCUGAGCACUCUCCUGGGCACCCCCGCGGUGCCUUCCCAGCGCCCUUCCUGUUACAAGAGGGCCCUCAAGGAGCACAGCUGCCACACCAUCCCCGAAGGCCAGGAGAACCUCCGACACGUCGACGACGGUCUGCAAGAUCACUUUUGGGAAGGGAAGGGCUGUGAGGUGAUCUGUUACUGCAACUUGAAUGAAUUGCUCUGCUGCCCAAAGGAUAUUUUCUUUGGACCAAAGAUAUCUUUCGUGAUCCCCUGCAACACUCAAUGAUUUAAGUCUGCAAGCGAAGAUAACAGACAUCAUUCUACGAUCAUGUAAAAAUGUUUCCAAGGGGAAAAACAAAACUACCACCAACAAAAAAAACUUCCUUUCUAACCACAAGUGACUGCCUCACUUUACACUGUAGAAAGAAUUUCCUUUCUAUACCUUUAUGGAAUAUCAAAUACAUAAGUUUUCUUUUCAAAUCUGGUGGCUGACCUAAUUCCAUAAAGCCAUUUCCAUGGUUUAACAGACUGUACAAGCUCUUAAUGUAUCAUAAUAUGCAUCCCCCAGCAAAAAGCAUAACUCUUCUUACUCAGCACAAUAUCCUUAACUAGUUUGGACAAAGAAACUUCAAGCCUAAACCUUCAUGUUGUUAGGAACAUGACUCUCAUAGCAACUUAUAGCAGCGCAGCUUCCUACAGCAUUAUUGCCAUCACACUUUUAAGGCUGUUUUAAGCUGAAGGCAUUCAGUCAUUGGCACUUUUGCAGACAGGCUACCGUGUUCUAUUUAGCCAUCUUAAAAUACAUGCACAUACAAAAGGCAUGUAUUUCCAUAUUUGAAGGUAUUUUACUGGAAUAAAAAAAAAGUAAAACUGACAGUACAAAAGCACACUUAGAUCUUAUAAUUAUAUGUCUAACUGGUCACCUGCCUUGACUAUGCAAUUUGUAAACCCUUAAACUGCUUAAUCUUAACACUGAACAUUUUAAAUAUCAGAACAGCAGAUACUUUAAUCAAGCUUUGUUUGAAAUACAGUACCCCAAAAUUAA